AUGAAAGGAAAAGAAUAUGAGCAGAGGAACUCGUUGGGAGGCUCCUGGAGGAGGCGGAGGUACGGCCGCAGUGUUGGUGCUGAGUCUCCUUCAGUUGCUGAAGUGCACAAGGACUUGGCCUUCGAUUUAGUGGAAUCACUCGAUAGAAGUGGCUGUGCCAAGAAGCUUCUGUGCGAGCAGGCCUCCCUAGAGGCUCAAGAAGGCGAGAAGACCUCCCUAGUGGCUCAAGGGCAAGAGGGACAAGGCGACGUAGCUCCUGGAGGCGGAGGUAUCCCUGCCAGCAAAAGUGCAGAGGAAGGACUUAGUACUCUUUCGGCUGACGAAGUUGGGGAAAUGAUGCUUCUGUUCGUGAGAGAAGUUCCUUCGACAGACGACACCGCCGAGAGCUCAAAGGAGUCGUUGCGCAAGGCAGCCGCCCUUGGGGAGGGAGGGGUCAACUGCGCAGAGGAGUUUCCAGGGUGUCCUUACACCAGGAUCGAAAUGCUAAGCCUCAUGAUGACGGGGGAGAUCCUUUAGGCCUGACUGAUUAGGAUUUGGGACUGUCAUCCUUGUCUAUGAGAUCUUUUUUCUUUUAUCCCAGGAAUGGCUGAAACAUCAUUAUAAGUCUGUGGUUAUUAUUGGUUAUUGUUGUUCUUAUAUUGCUGAUCAUUUCAUUUUGUGUUUUUGUCUUUUAUUUGAUGGAAGACUGAAAAAUGACCACUUAGGCCUAAAUGCUCUGGUUGGCUGACUGAUAACUUUUACACACAUGAUUUUUUAAUUUUCAUCUUUAUUUUAUUUUCACUUAUUUCAAGAAAGUUUAUCCAGAUCACUAACAGUUUGCAAGAUAAUAUACUUAUUUUUUUAUUCUGUUAGAGAAAAUACUUAGUAAUCUAUCAAUAUUAUGAUGGCAGUAUUUUGUUUUAAUUCUCAUUCAUAUUUUUGUAGACCUAGGGAGUGUCUGGUUACUCUAGGAGGUUAUUAUGCAAUAUAUCCAAUGCACUAUCUUUUACAUUAUUUGAUGUAGAACUUAAUGCGCUAUUAUUAUUCAGCUGAAAGCAAUACUUUUACCUUUAUUUUGUUUUUAAAAAAAUGAUAUAGCAAACUUUAGCAAUUUGAUAAAACUUAUUGUGUCUCCCACAUGUUAAACUUUUGUCUGUUUACUUAUUGCACUUAUUUUUCCGAUUACAAGAGCAGGCAGGCAGACUACUGUGAUAUUGUGUCACUAAAGAAGAGGAUAUUGUCAGCUAAAAUGCAAAUUUUAUACUAAUUGCUAUUAUAUAAACACAAGAAUUCCACUGUGGACGCACGUAGCAUUGUAAUAAGGGUUUACUAAUUACGGGAAGAACUGGUUGUCAUUAUUUUAGCCCGAAUAAAAGCAUAUCUAAA
Molecule: messenger RNA, 1365 nt
Organism: Macrobrachium nipponense
Lineage: Eukaryota; Metazoa; Arthropoda; Malacostraca; Decapoda; Palaemonidae
Exons: 3
Coding region: 1-516 (171 amino acids)
Source: RefSeq, a predicted model, not a curated record